This is a messenger RNA of Cladophialophora psammophila CBS 110553, 393 nucleotides long. Its product is annotated as 40S ribosomal protein S22. The coding region runs from base 1 to 393 and encodes 130 amino acids. Gene Ontology annotation, biological process: translation. The transcript has 2 exons. NCBI's taxonomy places the organism in Eukaryota, Fungi, Ascomycota, Eurotiomycetes, Chaetothyriales, Herpotrichiellaceae. The record is from RefSeq and is a predicted model, not a curated record. Gene Ontology annotation, molecular function: structural constituent of ribosome. Gene Ontology annotation, cellular component: cytosolic small ribosomal subunit; ribosome.
AUGGUCAGAACAUCCGUGCUCAACGACGCGCUCAAGAGCAUCAACAAUGCCGAAAAGGCCGGCAAGCGCCAGGUCAUGAUUCGACCCAGCUCCAAGGUUAUCAUCAAGUUCUUGUCUGUCAUGCAGAAGCACGGCUAUAUCGGCGAGUUUGAAGAAGUCGACGAUCACCGCAGUGGCAAAGUUGUCAUUCAACUCAAUGGCCGUCUCAACAAGACCGGUGUCAUCUCCCCACGCUACAACGUUCAACUCCGUGAUAUGGAGAAGUGGGUUGUCAAGUUGCUGCCAUCUCGUCAGUUCGGAUACAUUGUUCUCACCACCAGCGCUGGAAUCAUGGAUCACGAAGAGGCCAGACGAAAGCACGUUUCGGGCAAGAUCAUUGGCUUCUUCUACUAA